This is a messenger RNA of Mauremys reevesii (Reeves's turtle), 791 nucleotides long. RefSeq names its product sentrin-specific protease-like. Gene Ontology annotation, biological process: proteolysis. The transcript is spliced from 5 exons. Lineage: Eukaryota; Metazoa; Chordata; Testudines; Geoemydidae. The coding region runs from base 279 to 791 and encodes 170 amino acids. Gene Ontology annotation, molecular function: cysteine-type peptidase activity. The record is from RefSeq and is a predicted model, not a curated record.
UUAAUUGUACACAAGUAUGCGAACAGCUUAGUCACAUUUUUAAAUUAAGUAAGACAGAGCACAUUGAUUACAAAUCAUUUUGUUUUUAUAGGACACUCUUACAUAUACGUAUCUGAUUUGUAAAAUGAAGGAUCCCUUGCAUGUCUGUCUAUAUUAAAUUAAUUAUGUGCUUGACGUGCCACAAUUAUUAAUGCAUUAAUAACUUUGUUGACUGUCAACAGGUACAAGCCAUCUCAGCAGUAGUUUCCACUGUCAUUCUCUCAGGCAGAGAUACUCAAAUGAAAGUGAAGAGUGAAUUACUUCAAAAUGAUAUAUUAUUGCUUCCUUACCACACACCAGGUCAUUGGGUUAUUGCGAUAGCCUUGAUGGAAAAAAAGGAAUUGUUAAUAAUUGACCCCUUGUGUGAUGAGAUCAGAUAUGAAAGGACAUGCCUGAGGAAUUGGAGAAACUUCAUCAAACGAUUAACUAGUAAAUCCUCAUCUAAUUGGAACAGUAAAAUUGUUCCGCAUCCCAGACAAAGUGAUGGCCACAACUGCGGACCACUCAUCUUAAAGUUUGCAGAAACGUAUUUGCAGCACAAAGACUUCAGUGCGGUAGAAACAACACAAGAGGCUAAUACUGCGUUUAGAAGACAUAUAGCAAUUCUUCUAAUGAAGGAGUCAGGUAAUUACUUUCUUGCAUGUAUUGUGGACUCAUUAGGCACAUGUGAAGAUAACAUGAAGAGUGGAACUUUGUGCAUAGUUCACUUCAUUACCCCCAAAAAAACCCCAAUAGAAAAACCCAUAGUUUAA